Messenger RNA from Eublepharis macularius, 3239 nucleotides. RefSeq names its product leucine rich repeat containing 56 (gene LRRC56). The transcript has 15 exons. Lineage: Eukaryota; Metazoa; Chordata; Lepidosauria; Squamata; Eublepharidae. Gene Ontology annotation, molecular function: protein binding. The coding region runs from base 510 to 2417 and encodes 635 amino acids. The record is from RefSeq and is a predicted model, not a curated record.
GCAAAGCCCUGCAAGCGCAAAGGUAGCAAACAUAAGACCAGCUUUGGAGUUUGUUUGGGAGUGAAGAGAAGGACCACUUUCGCUGAGAACCUCUGGCUUGAAAGAAGAUUACAGUAACUAAUGAAAACAGUGCACUUGCAAGUAGAUUUUCUGUCGGAAAUGAUUACUGUAUGAUGGAUGACACAACAAGUAAAAGCUAACCUAAGAGAGAGUUGAAUUAGGAAGAAUGAUAAUUUAAUGGUGCAAAAAUGUUACAGAAUUAAGACAAAGAGGAACCAUAGUGUGCAUAGUUCUAAACUUGGCACCUUUUUGCAGAGACCAAAAAUAUUGCAAAACUCAAAAAAUAAGUAUAUAAAAUUAAGGGUAUGUACAGGAUAAGUACAUAACAUUAAGGAGCCUGCAGCCUCAAGGCCAGCUGGAUUUAUGUCUCUUGCACUCUCUUUGAAGCUGAAGAUCACCUUGUUAUCUGGGAGAUUUGUACUUAACACGAGCGAACAGGGCAUUCUGAGAUGGAGCUAACCUGGAAACUAGAUCAAGUUCCAAGAUCAGGUUCUGCUACAGUUCGGGUGACAGACUUGGGCUGGCAAGGACUCUUGAAUCCCAGUCCAUCAAUUAAAGAUGAUGGAGAGUUACUAGUGGAUGAAUAUCUUUCUCCUAGUAAGCUGCAAGCAUUGACAGGGCUAGAUGAUCUGCAACAAGUGAGGGCCCUGGAGAUGCGGGUUGACACAAGAGAAAACAGCUUGGGAAACUUUGGUGCUUAUCUCCCUAAUUUAAAACAACUGAAACUGAACAACAGCAUGCUUACAUCUGUGAGGGACCUUGGAACAGCUCUGUCACAUCUUCAGGUCCUUUGGAUGGUUCGCUGUGGGCUUUCAGACUUAGAUGGCAUCUCUUCCUGCUGUUCUUUGAAGGAACUCUAUAUAGCCUAUAACAAUAUUGCUGACUUAAGCCCAGUGAGCCUAUUAGAGCAUCUUGAGAUUCUAGACUUAGAAGGAAACAACAUUGAGGAACUUGGUCAAGUCCAGUAUCUAGGGCUGUGUACCAAACUGACUACUCUUACCAUGGAAGGGAAUCUUGUUUGCCUGAAACCAAGCCCCAAAACUUCAGAAGUCACAGACUAUAACUAUAGAGCUGAAGUGAAAAAACUCAUCCCUCACUUAAAGAGUUUGGAUGAAGUACCAGCAAACCAAACUGACAUUCCUGUCCCAUGUAAGAUGAACAAAGACUGGCUAAUCGUUAAGGAAUCCAUCAAAGAUGGAAGUUUAGUUGAAGAGGCAUCUGGUUUUGAUUCUUAUUCAGGAUCAGUAACAAGAAGACCAUGUUCUGCUGGAAGACCUGCCACAAGUAAUUUCUUGUCAGCUUCCAGACCACAGACUGCACAGAGACCUCCUAGUGCCCAUUUACUCUCUAGUAAUAACACGCUCACAGAGUCCACAAUUUCUGAUGACAUAGUACCUGAAGAUGAUUCCAGUGACUUGACACAUGGUGUCAGCAAAGUUAUAUGUGGAAACCCUAUCAAAGCUCUUCAUGCACGAAGACAAAAACUAGGUUCUACAGUAAUGAAUCUGUUCCAGCCACAGUGUCAUACACAUGACUAUCAAGAAACUAAUGAUGUAAAUGUGGAAGAAAUCUUUGCUGAACUGAACAUUUGGACAGAGCAGCAUAACCAGUACCCACCCACCAUCCCCAGGGAGAAGUCUCUCCAAAUAUUGAAAAUAAUACACAGUGAUGAAGAGGAAGAAGAGUGGAGCCUGAGUGACAGCUGUGAGGAAGAUUCAAAAGAAAUGAACAAUGAGGACCUAAUAGAAAAGAUGUCUCCAGAUUCCUCCUAUCAAUCCAGUGUUUCUCAGUCAUCCUCAGAUUCAUUCCAUGCCUUGGAAAAUGCAUUACCCACUCUUAUAAAGCACCCUCUCGUGCCUUCUCCUCCAAAAUGUCCAUCACCUGCAUCCAUACAGGGUGUGAAAGAUGGGCUUAUCAGAGCCAGGCGUCUGAAAGUACCCAGCUCAACAGAGGUAGCUCUACUGAAGCCAACUUCAUCAGCUGUGAACAGAGAUGCACUGCAGCAUGUGGUUGAGAAGACUACUGUUUUUAGUCUCUUCAGAAAGCCUGAUGCCUCAUCUAAUGUAUCUGCGUUAGGACCGAAGUAUAGGCAUUGUGGCAGCAACAACAAGCCAACCAGAAGGCCUGUUUCAGGACCAGCAGCAACUGGAUCAACAGACAUCAGAGCCACUGUGGAUAAAAAACUUCACAAGAUGAUCAGCCCUCAUCACCCAGUUGUUCACUCAGGCAUAAAAACUUCAGAGACAUUUGCAAUGCUGAAUGUGGGCCGCCCUCUGUCCGCCAAGGCUGCCCUGCAGAGCUUGCCAAGCAGGCCGAAUAUCUCUAUGAUAGCACAAAGCAAGUUUCCCAAACUGUAGGAAAUGCCCUGAGCAGCUGUGCAUUCGUCAUUGCCAAGUCACAGAAGUGUUCAUCUGUUUUCUGUGUUUCCCAUUUUCCUGUGAGCAACACAGGCUGAUUUCUCUUAGUCAUUAUGAUCAUGAAGCACAACAGUGGCUCUAGGCAAGCAAAGUAGUUUAAAGGAAACACCUUUAUUACCUCAAACAAAAGUAAUCUGUGAAGAGAGAAGCUUCAAACCUCCAAUCAGGAGAGACAGCUUGGGCCACUACAGACAUCUCAAGAGACAACAUACCUUACAGAUCAACUGAAUGACUGACCUAACAAACCAAGAUGGCUCCCUUGACUCAGCCAGUGGGAAGAAGAUACAGACUGCCCUUCAGCAUUCACCCUAGUAUUCAUCUGCAGUUGUUCAAGUAUCAGCCAAUGCAUUCCCACACACAAAAUAACAGAACAAACUGGGGAAGUUGUGUUACAACAACUCUUUUGGAUUGGAUUUGUGUGGGCUUUCUGUGUUCUUUGGACAGGUCUAACUUGCAGAACAUAUCCUUGAUUCUGGAACUAGCUUCCCUUUUACACUGAAGUCUAAACUGUCCAUCCUUUUUGAAAUUACUCUGUUCAGCUCCAAAUAACUGAAUAGUUCAGAGGGCGGUUAUAAUCAGAAGGAUUUUAUCACAUCACUUUGUUUUAAUAGUGCUUACUAGAAACUCAUAGCACUUUCCCACAAUGGCUAUCAUGCAGAUAUACAUGAGUAGGUGGGUUGUAUGUUCUCCAAGCCAAAAUAUGCUUUCAGUGGAUGUGGGUGAUUCCCCAAGAAUCCCUCAUUUACUUCAUCUUUGUCAUGC